AUGGAGGCACUAAGUCAGUUGUUGUCUCGAGCGGUGCAGGUGGGUUUGUUGGAGGGUUUUUCUGUGGCAGAUAGGGUUGGUAUUUCUCACCUGUUGUAUGCUGAUGAUGCUUUGAUUUUUUGUGGGGCUGAUUCCAAGCAACUAGGGUUUUUGCAGUGUGUUUUGCUAUGUUUCGAGGUGGUAUCAGGUCUGAAGGUCAAUUUGGCAAAGUCAGAGUUGAUUCCAGUUAGGGAAGUGGCCCAUCUUCCGACUUUGGCGGUAAUUUUGGGUUGUAAGGCGUCUCAUUUGCUGGUGUCUUAUUUAGGUUUGCCUUUGGGGGCAUCUUAUAAGGCGAAGGGGGUGUGGGAUGGGGUGUUAGAGAGGGUUCAGUGCCAGCUUGCGAGGUGGAAAAGGCAAUAUUUGUCUAAGGGAGAGAGGCUUACCUUGGUGAAGAGUGUACUGGGUAGUACCCCGACUUAUUUUAUGUCAGUUCAUGUCAUUCCUGUGUCGGUGGCUCGACGAUUGGAGAGGCUGCAACAUGAUUUUUUGUUGGGAAAUGAUGGUGGGGGGUUUCAAUAUCAUCUCGCAAAUUGGAAGCAGUGGUGGCCUCCAAGUAUGGGUUGGGAAGGGGCGAGUGGUGUACUAGGGUGGUGGGAGGCUCUCAUAAGUGUGGCUUAUGGAAGGGGAUUUGGCUGGGGAGGGUUCAAUUCUGGGAACGGGUUCAGUUUCGGUGGUGGCAGGGGAGUGUUCCCUUGGCAUGGUGUGUGGGUUUCUAGUGUUCCAUCGAAGGUGGCUUUCUUUGUGUGGACAGCCGUUUCUGGUCGGAUCUUGACUAUUGAUAAUCUGGUUCGUCGGAAUCAUAUUCUGGUUAAUUGGUGUUGUAUGUGUUGUGCGGAUGUGAAGAUAGUAGGCCAUUUGCUGAUUCAUUGUCUGGUUGUAUCUCGUUUGUGGGUGCUUGUUUUCUCUAUGUUUGGUGUGGCGUGGGUUCAACCGAGGCAGGUUAUGGAUGUGUUGCGUUGUUGGGGGGUGAUCGAGUUGGGAAGUGGCGGCGACGGGCAUGGGCAUUGGCGCUUUUGUGUUUGA
Messenger RNA from Camellia sinensis, 1062 nucleotides. The record is from RefSeq and is a predicted model, not a curated record. NCBI's taxonomy places the organism in Eukaryota, Viridiplantae, Streptophyta, Magnoliopsida, Ericales, Theaceae.